AUGGAUUCGAAACAGUUUCAUGUGUUGAUUUAUCAUUGCUUUUUUAUGAAGAAAAACACAGUGCAAGCUCAGCAAUGGCUUGAAAAGUGCUACGGGAAAUCUGCUCCAUCAAAAACAACCAUUUGUCGGUGGUAUGCUGACUUUAAACGUGGUCGUACAGACACUGAAAAUGCUGAACGCUCUGGCCGGCCAAAUGAGGCAAUCACACCGGAAACCAUCAAAAAAGUCCACCAAAUCGUUUUUGAAAACCGUAAAUUGAAAUUGCGUGAAAUAACUGACACCUUAAACAUAUCAUACGGCAGUGUGUACACUAUUUUGCAUGAACAUUUGUCUAUGAGGAAGCUGUUGUCAAAGUGGGUGCCGCGUUUGCUCACGGUGGAUCAAUGCGCCGUGUCACAAGUCGCUCGCUACAAUGGCGAAAUUGCAUGA
Bactrocera neohumeralis is the source of this 429-nucleotide messenger RNA. Its product is annotated as protein GVQW3-like. The transcript has a single exon. The record is from RefSeq and is a predicted model, not a curated record. The coding region runs from base 1 to 429 and encodes 142 amino acids. Lineage: Eukaryota; Metazoa; Arthropoda; Insecta; Diptera; Tephritidae.